UCUGUUACAGAGAAAAAAACAAUUACGUAUAUAUUUGAGGCUAUUAUGAUGACGUUUAUAUAAACCAACUUGUAUCUGCAAUUUCAAAUGGCGACAGUUGACUUACCGAUACAAGAUGACAUCUGUCUUGGAUUGCUAAUAUUUGUUAUCUGCUUGAGCCUACCUCUCCUGAUAACGAUUGUGAUUGGGAACCUUGUCGUCAUACUUAGUAUUUACCGUAAUCAGGAAUUGGCGAACACCUCCAGUUACAUUUUUAUAUCAUCGUUGGCACUUUUCGAUUUUUUAACUGGUUUGAUAGGAUUACCUUUUGCCAUCGUUGGAUUUCUUCUUCGUCGACAGUUUCUUUAUAGCGUGAACUGUGCAAUAUGGUAUUUUGCACCAUGUAUGAUAUUUGUACAAGUCUCAGUACUGAACAUGGUAUUGAUCACAUUCGAUCGAUUCAUUGCGAUUAAAUAUCCCUUUCGAUACCAUAAGUGGAUGUCGCCUGGAAGAGCAAUUCGCAUUUCUAUCUUUGCAGAUCUAUUCGGUAUUCUCUUUGGAAGUAUGUCAUUCAUUGUCACUGCCGUAGCUGCCAUUUUUGUUCCAUUACCAAAUGUUACUUAUGAAUAUGAUUGUGAACAAUUUCCCUUAUAUGAAUAUUACGGUGCACCCGCAUAUAAUUACUUAGCAAAUCCGCUUGGAGGUUUGACGAUUCCUACUAUGUUUAUUCUCUAUGCGUAUAUUUUCACAAUUGCCUCAAAGAAGGCGAAGGAAACUGCUACACGACAUGGGAAAAGAGUCGCCACUCGAGAAAUGAAAGUAACCAAGACCACAGCCAUAGUACUUUUGGUUUACACUUUGUGUAUUGCGCCAAGUGUCAUUAAAGGUAUUUUCCAGGAAUAUAUCGAAAAUGGUUCCAAUUGGCUAGUGUGGUACCCAUGGUUUGCGGAUUAUUUAGCAACGUCCAACUCGAUGGUGAAUCCGUUUAUAUAUGCCGGAAGAAGUAAAGUGAUGAGACACGAAUUUAAGGAAACUAUUAACAUUUUCGUUAAUAAGAUUUGUAAAAGGUCGACUAGAAAAAUUGCACCGAAAGAAAAAUCAAAAAUAAAAUCAAUGACUAUAUAAACGAAAGGCCUAGUAAUAGUAAAACCAG
Molecule: messenger RNA, 1132 nt
Organism: Anneissia japonica
Lineage: Eukaryota; Metazoa; Echinodermata; Crinoidea; Comatulida; Comatulidae
Product: adenosine receptor A2a-like
Exons: 1
Coding region: 88-1104 (338 amino acids)
Biological process (GO): G protein-coupled receptor signaling pathway
Cellular component (GO): membrane
Molecular function (GO): G protein-coupled receptor activity
Source: RefSeq, a predicted model, not a curated record